Molecule: messenger RNA, 429 nt
Organism: Trichomonas vaginalis G3
Lineage: Eukaryota; Parabasalia; Trichomonadida; Trichomonadidae
Exons: 1
Coding region: 1-429 (142 amino acids)
Source: RefSeq, a predicted model, not a curated record
AUGGGAAAUGGAAUUGUAGCUGGAGUUGUAACAGUUGCACUUCUAUAUGCUAUGGCUACUUCGUUAAUGCAAUUUCUUGAAUUGGCAAAAAAGGAUUUUUCUCCAACGUUAAAUCUCUCUAUUGACCCUAUUAAUAACCUUUUCAGUGCUACUCUUUCAGCAUUAUUAGUUACAGUCCUUUGCUUUUAUCUUCUUACAAAUAUGUAUUCACCAUUCGGACUUGAAGUUCUAUUUCCAAUUGAAAAAAGCAAGUGGUCAAAAUACAUGUUCACGCUUUUUAUUGCAGCUUCUAAUUUCUUUUAUUGCGGAUUUUUUGGAAUAAUUGCAGCAGCGUUCCUUUUUAUUGCUGCUACAACAGAUCUUGUGGUGAAUUUCAACGCCCAAAACGCAGAAACAGAAUUCGACGAUACUUUUGAAAUGGGAUUUUAA